Molecule: messenger RNA, 2952 nt
Organism: Humulus lupulus (European hop)
Lineage: Eukaryota; Viridiplantae; Streptophyta; Magnoliopsida; Rosales; Cannabaceae
Product: kinesin-like protein KIN-14C
Exons: 17
Coding region: 205-2619 (804 amino acids)
Biological process (GO): microtubule-based movement
Molecular function (GO): microtubule binding; microtubule motor activity; ATP binding
Source: RefSeq, a predicted model, not a curated record
UGUUCCUGUUUCUAUCUCUCUCUCUUUCUCUCUAUCUUUCAAACCCUAACUUCCAGGCGCCCAGUUAGAUUUGACUCGAAACCAGUUGGAACGAAACGCAGGCGUUGUGGUCUUCUCUUCUCUUCUUUCUGCUUCUCAGAUUAUGCGUUACGCCUUCCGGCACCAAUAACCCUCUGGAAAGCUUCGAAUUAUUAGUCCGGUUUAAUGAUGGCAUCCCGCAACCAGAAUCGGGCUCCUCGAAGUCCCUCUACUAAAAAGGAAGCCGUCGAUGAAGCUCCAUAUGACAAGCGGAGGAGACUUGCGGCAUCAAGAACCGGGGGUGCACAGCCUGGAAAUAGCACCAGGAGGCUGCCGUUUUCAUCAGUCAACAAUCGACAAGAUGCUUCUGCUGCUGCGGAUGUUAAUAGCGUUGAGGGAUCAGAUAGUGGAAGUGUUGAAUUCACUAAAGAUGAAGUUGAGGCCCUGCUAAAUGAGAAGUUGAAAUCAAGCAAGUUUGAUAUCAAGAAGAGAUUGGAACAAUUGAUGGAUCACAAUAAGAGACUCAAAAUAUGCAUCAAAUGGUUUCAACGAACUGAGGAGAACAGCCUUGUUGAGCAGGAAAAGCUCCGAAAUGCAUUGGAAUGUAGUGAAAAAAAGUGCAAUGAUACUGAGGUGGAGAUGAAAACAAAAAUAGAGGAGCUAGAUGCAAUUAAUUCCGAGUUGCGGAAAACGAUUGCCACACUUGAAGAGAAAUUGGCCAAAGAAGAAUCAGAUAAGUUGGAUGCAAUUAAUCUUCAUAGAAGAGAAAAAGAGGCAAGGGAUGCUGCUGAAAAAUUGCAUGCCUCUGUCUCAACUGAGCUUGAAAAAGCAAAGCAAGAGAAAUUAAUAGCCGAUCAGAGGGUCUCCACAAGUGAGGAUCUGUACAAUAGGGCCCAAGAGUAUAAUAAGAGUCUACAGCAGUACAACAGCAAGCUUCAAACCGAUCUUGAAACAACCAGUGAGUCUCUUAAACGAGUAGAAAUGGAGAAACUGACUAUUGUGGAAAAUCUUGGCACUUUAAGGGGUCACAAUAAAGCAUUGCAAGAUCAGUUAACUUCAAUUACGGCUUCCCGAGAUGACGCUAUAAAACAGAAAGAAUUGUUGGUUAACGAACUUAAAUGCAUACGGGUGGAACUACAACAGGUGAGAGAUGAUCGUGAUCGCCAAGUGAAACAAGUGCAGGCGUUGAUUGCUGAAGCAGAGAAAUAUAAAGAAUUUUCUGGGAAGUCAGUUGCAGAGCUAGAUAACUUGACAUUUAGGACAAAUGCAUUGGAGGAUACUUGUUCAUCACAGCGGGAGCGUAUACGCACGCUUGAGCAUCAGCUAGCUGCUGCCAAUGAGAAAUUAAAGAUGGCGGACUUAUCUACUUCAGCAACAAGGACAGAAGUUGAAGAGCAGAAGAAACUUGUGCAGGAAUUACAAGAUCGCCUGGCAGAGACAGAGAUCAAAAUUGUUGAAGGAGAGAAUCUGAGGAAGAAGCUGCACAACACCAUUCUGGAGUUAAAAGGAAAUAUUCGAGUAUUUUGUAGAGUACGACCUUUGUUGCCAGAUGAUGGUGUUGGAACAGAAAAUGCUGUUGUUUCAUAUCCUACUUCAACUGAAGCUCUUGGUCGGGGUAUUGACGUAUUACAAAGUGGACAGAAGUAUCCUUUUACUUUUGACAAAGUGUUUAGUCACGAAGCAUCUCAACAAGAUGUUUUUGUAGAGAUAUCACAGCUGGUGCAGAGUGCACUUGAUGGCUAUAAGGUUUGCAUAUUUGCUUACGGUCAGACGGGUUCUGGUAAAACAUAUACCAUGAUGGGUAGGCCAGAAGCACCAGAACAGAAGGGGCUGAUACCGCGUUCCCUUGAACAGAUAUUCCAAAUCAGUCAGUCUCUCAAGUCCCAGGGCUGGAAAUACAAGAUGCAGGUUUCAAUGCUAGAAAUAUACAAUGAGACAAUUCGUGAUUUGUUAUCAUCAAACCGGUCAAGUAAUGCAGACCUAACGCGGACCGAUAGUGGUACUCUUGGAAAGCAGUAUACAAUUAAACAUGAUGCAAAUGGGAAUACAUAUGUUUCAGAUCUCACUAUUGUCGAUGUAUGUAGCAUAAAAGAGAUUUCAUCUCUUCUACAACAGGCAGCACAGAGCAGAUCUGUUGGCAAGACCCAAAUGAAUGAGCAAUCAUCCAGAAGCCAUUUUGUGUUCACAUUGCGUAUUUCUGGUGUAAAUGAGGGUACUGAACAACAAGUUCAAGGUGUCUUAAACCUUAUUGAUCUGGCCGGAAGUGAACGGCUUUCUAAGAGUGGUGCAACUGGAGACCGAUUAAAGGAAACUCAGGCUAUCAAUAAAAGUUUGUCAAGUUUGAGUGAUGUUAUAUUCUCUUUGGCCAAAAAGGAAGACCACGUUCCUUUCAGGAAUUCUAAGCUAACAUAUCUUCUUCAGCCUUGUUUGGGAGGUGAUUCCAAGACCUUGAUGUUUGUCAAUUUAUCACCGGACCCUUCUUCGGUUGGCGAGUCACUCUGUUCUCUAAGAUUUGCAGCCAGGGUCAAUGCCUGUGAAAUUGGCAUUCCUCGACGACAAACAAACAUGCGAAUCACAGACUCUCGCUUGAGCUGUGGCUAAAAUCGUCUAACAAAUUUUUAUUUGUGUCUGGUCAUGUCAUGGUUUAUGUGUGUAAAAUGGGAGUAAUGAUUGGGUUUUGUAUCCAUUGUUUGUAGAUUUUUCUGACUCAAGCUGCUAAUUUGUACGUGUAGAAAAUUAUAUUUGAGAUCAGUAUAAAUUUAUUGUUUCCAGUGAGUGUGACGAACAUUGAAUUUCAUAAUCCAUAUGAAACUCCGUCACUGGAUGUGUUCUUUCAUAGCUUAUGAACAGUCUUACUAGGCAUAUCAAUGUAACAGCCCAUGACCUACAUGCUAUUAUGCUUAUAUAUGGCCCUUAUUUUUUUUUUACACAAAA